GCAGAAGAGUUGAAAGUGGGCGGCCGCGUUUCCGCCGGGGGUGGGGACCUGCUGGUGCGGAGCGGACUGCGGCCGCCCGGCCUAUCUGGGCCGAGCCCCUCCCUGGCCGGGGCGGCGCGGAGCGCGGGGGGACUUCGGGGACGGGCUGCUGCUCCCCGCCAGCGCGCCCGCGCAGGAGCCUCGCCAUGAGCAGCCUGAGCGCCACGACGUCCCGGCCGUCCUCGCCGCCUGCACUCUCUGCGGUAUUUCAUUAUGCAUCGACACCUCAUGGCAACACACUAGCACCUGACCCAGGGACAUCCUAUACCACCGUGCCAGCGCCUGAUGCAAGGAUAGCCUUUCCCACAACAAUGGAUAUCGCCAUUAUUGCAGCUGUGAUCACCGCUGUGACCCUCGUCCUGCUCUGCCUUCUCCUCGUCAUGCUCCGAUACCUGUUCCGGCACAAGGGCACCUAUCACACCAACGAGGCUAAGGGCACGGAGUUCGCUGAGAGCGCCGAUGUGGCCUUGCAGAGUGACCCUGCCCUCCAGGAUGCUGGUGACACCAACAAAAAGGAAUAUUUUAUCUGAGGGAAGACAGACCUCACCUCCCCCAUAGACUUCCUCUAAGUGCAGAACGGGAAACACGCCUCCCACCAUUACUGGCACCACCAGGCAGACCUCAAGGGCACAGCCUCUUCCUGAGAUUUGCACCUGAGAACAGUGGGUGCCUGCGGGGGUGGGGGGUAUGAUGCCCAAGCUGUGAGACACCUCUCCAGGGAUGCAUUGGCCACCCCAGGAGGCAAGCCUUUGUUCUGCCAGGAAGAAAGUUCAGAUCUCCAGGUCUCCCUGAGUGCUGUUGGAUGCCAUCUCACAGGUGUGAGUUGGGUGGUGAUGCAAGGAAGCAUGAUGUCGACGGACUGACUCAGGAUAAUUGCAUCAAAUGUCAGUCCUUGACAUUUGGGGGAACAGCAGGUGCCUGAGCUAAAAGGUACCUUUGUUUCCCAUUAAUCCUGCUCAAAAAUGAUUGGAAAUAAAUAUGAAAUGUAACCAAGCAUUCAGAGUCCAACUGCAAUUACCUGGGAAACCGUGCUUGCUUUUUGCCCUGCUGUGAUUUUGUUUUCUCUGACAGGAUUUCUGUGCAUGGAGCUGGGACUGUCUAGUUCUGGCAAGCAAACAAGAACAAGUGACUGGUCCCUUUACCUGAGGGUUCCAGCUGCAUGAAGCUAAUGGGAGGAUAAAGUGUUCCUCUGGAAAUAGAUUGUCCCAGGGAUCAAGGCACCAGUUGAAGUGUUGGAUUUCCUAAUUCGUAGUAUCAGAAAAAAUGGACCAGUUAAACAAUUACGUGUGUACCCUAUACAUCCAUAGUCACAGUGACAGUGACCCCCAGGGCUCUGAACAUGGGCUGCAGAGCCGCAGUCCCUGGGUUUAGAUUCUGGAUCAACUUUGCUGCUCUUGGGACCUGAAGCAACUUGCUUGACCUCUCUGGCCCCAAUGUGCUCGUCUCUCAAGAGGAAAUGAUGCCAAGAAUGGUACCUCUGUGGUACCUAACUCACAGCAUUGAGGGCAGGAGUAAAUAGACAUGUCAGGUACUGAGCGUUCUCUGUAUCCAGUGUCACACACCGAAUGGUGUGCAUGUAUUGGUUGAUGAAAUUUCCUCAUUGAAUCACUUCUAAGUGCCUAAUUAGGAAUAACUGUCACUUAAGAUGAAUAACAGAGAGAGAGAAAAUGAACUCAUUAACCAUCUCCUCUCAGGUGAGUUUUUGGAAGAUUCCCAACAGCUCAACACUCAGAGAUCAGCAGCUGAUUAAAGAUGACCCAGAGAUUAAAAACCACCUGGGAGCACCAGGUUUGCUUAGAGACCCUCUGCUUAUUGAGGCUGCACCAUCCCCACCUAAGAGUCAGCAAAAGUCAGCCUCUUGUUUUCCCUAAAAAGUUAAUUAGGAUCCAGAUGCAGCUGGAGAUGGUCCCCAGGAAAAGGAGCUAGAAGUCCUGGAGAGAUCUUGGGGGAGAAGCAGAGAGAGCUCAGAGGGGCUGAUAAUGGCAAGAGCGUGGUCAGAUGCAAGGCCAUUCUCCACCCGAGCCCAGAUCACUCCUGACCCUCCCUUCCUCAUUUAUGCAGUAAAAGACUGGGCAGCAGUAGUCACCCCUUCUCUGAGGGCUAUUUGUUCUGAGAUCCCUAGUGGGUGCCUGAAACCAAAGAUAAUACCAAACUUUACAUAUGAGAAGUUUUUUGUUUCAUUUUAUAUACCUAAAUUUUAAUUUAUGUAUUAAACAGUAAAAGAUUAACAAUAAUAACUAAUAGUAAAGUAGUACAAGUAUAAACUGUAAUAAAAGUUACUUUAAAAUAA
Cavia porcellus (domestic guinea pig) is the source of this 2329-nucleotide messenger RNA. RefSeq names its product glycophorin C (Gerbich blood group) (gene Gypc). The record is from RefSeq and is a predicted model, not a curated record. The coding region runs from base 186 to 569 and encodes 127 amino acids. NCBI's taxonomy places the organism in Eukaryota, Metazoa, Chordata, Mammalia, Rodentia, Caviidae. Gene Ontology annotation, cellular component: cortical cytoskeleton; membrane. The transcript has 3 exons.